Python bivittatus (Burmese python) is the source of this 5532-nucleotide messenger RNA. RefSeq names its product caspase recruitment domain family member 10 (gene CARD10). Gene Ontology annotation, cellular component: cytoplasm. Lineage: Eukaryota; Metazoa; Chordata; Lepidosauria; Squamata; Pythonidae. The record is from RefSeq and is a predicted model, not a curated record. Gene Ontology annotation, molecular function: CARD domain binding. Gene Ontology annotation, biological process: regulation of apoptotic process.
CUUUCUUUCUUUCUUUCUUUCUUUCUUUCUUUCUUUCUUUCUUUCUUUCUUUCUUUCUUUCUUUCCUUGACUCUGUUGAAUCCAAUGCUGCUUACUCCCAAAUGUGUCUCUUGAAUAGCACUUGUUGUUUUACAUCCCUUUCAUUGCCCUGAUCUUGCCCAAUCCAAUUUUUUUUCCAGAUGCAACAGACUACAAUCUUCAUCAUGGCUAGUCAACCCAGCCAUGGAUGAAAGGAAUGAAAAUAUAACACAUAUGGAAAUUCCUGUCUGCUGUCCAGACCUUCAUAGUUACACAGAGCAUGAACAGCCUGUUGGCACCAGAAUGCUUUUCAGUUUACAAGUUCAAAAGCUCAACCAGAAACACUACCGAUCCUCUUUGAAAAAAGAGUUCAAGCAAACAAAUAAACAAAAAUGGAAGGAAAAGAUCCAGAUGGCUCUUUGAUGGGGAUAUCUGCAACUCAAGCCAUCUUCCUAAAAGGUAAAGAAAACAGAAUCCCCUCGGAAUCAUAGUAAGAAAUAUGGAAGCUUUGAGUUCUCUAGUAUUCCUCCUUAUGGAAAAUGACUUACUUAGGAUAAUCCAAAUUCCCUGAAAAGCAAGAUGGCCAAGAGAUGCUUUUUGUGACGCUGAGAAGAAUGUGUAAAGUUGGAGGGUUUUCAAAAGAAAACUUGGCUAAGUACUAUUUGGGUCUCUGAGGCACAGCAAAUAAGGUAAUAUGGACAAUGCAGUGGCUAUUAUUUAAUCUUAAUUGCUAUUCUUAAAUGUUUAAGUUGUUUUAUAUGGGUGUCUGUAUGUGUGAUUUUGAGCUAUCUUUCUCCUCUCUUUUAUCUUUAAGGGUAUAGAUAUAUAGUCCUUUGGAUAUAGGACUCAUGCAGUCUACUAUCGCAGAAGCUACAUAGCCCCAAGGAAACUGUGUGUGUAUGUGUGAUGAGAUCUAUGCACCAUGAAUCAGCAACAUGUUUGCAUGUCUGAGAUUGGUGAUUCAAAGCAUUUCCUUAGGAUUCCGGCCCUUUCCUCUUAAUCAUAGCUAGACUUGGGAGAAUUAAAGACGAUGAACUUGUUCAUAUUUAGUUCAUAAGGGAAUAGGGCUGCUAUGAUUGACUUAAUGAUUAUCUCACAAGAUUGUUGUCACUUUUACUGAUCCAGGCAAUCAUUUGGCAGAUGUGGCUUUCUCCAGUCUGAAGAUGUUGCUAAAUAUCAGCCAGCAGUUGUUAAAGUCACAGGAACCCCAGUGUGUUUUGGAGUAACUAGUUCAUACAUCAUACUAUGAACACUUCAAUGCAAAUACUUUAUUGUACUGUUUUGAUUUCCCCAUCCAUUCUAAUUCGUUUGAAGGUGAUCUGCAAUUGUCUUCACUUCUGUCUAGCUUGAAACACUGAGAACAACUCUAUUGAGACAGAAGGGGAGGUGGUGGAUGAAAGGGAGCUGGGAGGUAGUGUAAGGUGAGUUUCUGUUAGUGAGGGAGUAGACUGCUGAUAAAUGCUGCCAUGCUCCAAGCAAAAAAUCAGUUGAGCUAUCAGUAUAUAGAUUUGGCUCUGGAUGCCGCAAAUAUCAUGAGAUUGGAUAAGUUGGGACCUUAUUAUGAACUAAUGCAAAGAUCUCACAUGGAAGUGCCUAAGCCACAAUGUGGUUUGAGCUUAGUAUAUUGUGAGCUCCCAGCCAUUGUAGCUGACUAAACAAAUCAUAGCAAGAUAGAAUAUGUCUUAAUAUGUGAUAGUUCAGACUAUGUUUCUGUGCUUAGCCACAUUGUUGUAAUAAUGAUUUGUUGAACAAGCCAUAAUGAUCUGGUUUACAAUAAAGCAUGAUGGGGGAGUUCGUUCAUUAUAGUAAGCCAAAAUCAAACCACAUUUUGGCUUAGUGAGUUCCAUAAACCAUUCUGGAUCUGAGGGAUAGAUAGAGGAAAGGUAUCAUUUGAUAGGGACCUAGCAAUUUCUAUCUCUCUCUCUUUGGCCUCUGUUUUACCAUGCAUUGCCUUACUGAUGAGGACCACUGUCCCACUUCUUCCUGCUAUGGGAGAUAGAGCAAGGGAUAAACUUUUGAUUUUAAUCUAUGAAUAUAUGACACUUCUUUAUGCUGUAUCAUAUAAUUGAUUUGUCUAGCCUAGUCCAUUUUCUGUGAUUGGUGGUUGCUCUCAAGUAAUUCUGCUACUCAGAACUGAUUGAAGUUGGUUGAUCCCAAGAAUUCAAAGCUAUGGACUCUCCCCAGAGAUGGAGCAUCCCAGUGACUUUGGACACAGGACAAGAUGGGCCGGAGGAUAUUAUCAGCCAGGUCCAAAGCCUUUCUGAAGAAGAAGAAGAAGAAGAGGCUUUGUGGGAGAAGAUUGAGAGUGUGAGACACCAACUAACUCGCUCUUUGAAUCCAGAAAAGCUGACACCAUACUUACGCCAAUGUCGUGUGAUAGAUGAGCAGGAUGAAGAGGAGGUGCUGAGUGCCUAUCGGUUCCCAUGUAGGAGCAACCGGACAGGACUCCUCAUGGAUAUCCUUCGAAGACGAGGGAAACGAGGCUACGAAGCAUUCUUAGAGUCCUUGGAGUUCUAUUAUCCUGAACAUUUCACCCGACUGACAGGAAAGCAGCCUGUUCAGCGUUGCUCUAUGAUCUUGGAUGAGGAGGGCCCUGAAGGCCUGACUCAGUUCCUGAUGAUGGAGGUGAAGAAGGUAAGGGCCCAACGGAAGGAGCAUCUGGCCAGAGAACACCAGCUCCAGAUGAAGAACCAAGCGUUAGACAAAGAAUGUAGCCAGUUGAAGCAACAGCUCCAAGGAUUACAGAAAGUGCAAGAACGUUGGCAGAGGUUCCAAGAAGAGUGGGACUCCAACAGCCUGGAGCUGCUAAGGCUGAAGGAUGAAAAUUAUAUGCUGGCCAUGCGCUAUGCACAACUGUGUGAAGAGAAAAAUGCUGCUGUCUUAAGGAGUAGGGACCUGCAACUUGGGGUAGAUCAGUUGAAAUGCAAGAUCACUAGUAUGGAGGAAGAGUGCUCCUUAUUGAAGAAGCAAGCAUUAAUGGUUCCUCAGCGAGAGGUGGAGGAUCAUGGAUUUAUUGACAACAUUUCUGAAUUGCAAGCUGAGAACCAGAGGCUAAUUGCUUCACUUCAGGAGCUGCAGAAUGUAAUGCAGAAAGCAAGGGAAGACCAGGUUCCGGGCUCUGAGAGGGUCCUUCUAGACAUUCUGGAGCAUGAUUGGAAGGAAGCACAAGCAGAUCGACAGGAACUGUGCCAGAAACUCAACUCCUUACAAAAUGAGCUGCAGUGGGCUGAAGAGCUGAGAGAUAAGUACCUGCAAGACAUGGAGGAUUUGCAGUUGAAAUUCCAGACUCUGCAGAAGAACUGUGAACUGUAUAAGCACAGGAUGAACACCGUGCUGGCUCAGCUAGAGGAGAUUGAGAAGGAAAGAGAUCAGGCCAUUCAAAGCCGAGAUAGCAUUCAGCUCCAGUAUUCCCAAAGCCUCAUUGAGAAGGACCAGUAUCGUAAACGCGUUCGGACUUUGGAGGAAGAGAGGGAUGACUUGCUGAGCAAACUCACACAGGCUGAGGGCAAGAUUGGCACACUAGAGGGACAGUUGCAGCGAUGCUUGUGUAACAGGGGCCUUGCCAAGAAGAUAUGUUCCUCUUCCCAUUCACUCUACAGCAGCGCUUGGAGCGUAAUAGAGAAGCCUUUGUCCCCGGAGGAUGGGAUUGUAGAUUCACCAGACAUCUUGGACAUCGUGUUCCCUAGAGACUCUGUAGGGCCAGAUGUGGAAGUGACUCCAGACAGAGAGAAGGAAAUAAACCGGCUCUCCAUCUUUCCCUUCCCGCCAUGUGCGGGUUCUAUACUACGACGGCAACGUGAAGAUAGGCCAACUCCUGUCAAGAGUUGGUCUUAUGGGUCCUUUGGUAGCAUGGAAGACUUAACAGGAAGUACCACCACCACCACCACAGUCUCUUCUGCCAGAUCACCUUCCUCUUCCAGCAGUGCACAUACCAGGACAAAAUCAGAAGUCUGCUUGUCCAGUGAUUCUGAUCAACAAAAGUUUGCCAGAAGAUUGGUUAUGGUGCAUUUGUCUAACACAAGUCCCCUAAGUGUUCCAGCACCCCAAAGCAGAGGACUGACUGGAGACAUUUCCAUCCUUGGAGGAAAUAGAACUGGAAUUUAUGUCCAGUGGGUGAAACCAGGCUCAGAAGCUGAGAAUGCAGGACUACGAGAGGGAUGUCGGCUCCUAGAACUUAGGGAGGCACAGCUAAAUGGAGAGGGGCUCUCUUUGGAGAACUGCACACUGGAGGUUGCUCACUUAAGUUUGUUGCAUUGGAAGGACCCAUCUGCUCUUCUAUUCUUACAUGAUAUGAGAGGUUACCAGCCUCUCAAAGAAGCACUUGAUUCCAGAAAGAAAAUUCUUGGUGACUCAUUUUAUGUGCGUACUAACCUGAGCCUCCUGGAGCUUUCAAACCCAUAUGCUCUAUGUGUGAAAUGUCGAGAGAUCCUUCAUGUUACUGAUACCUUGUAUAAGGGGCAGUUGGAAUGGUACUGUGCCCGUGUGGACCCCUUCACGCUUCAGGACUUGGACAGGGGCACGGUACCUAAUUACAACAGGGCUUACCAGCUCUUGAAGAUACAGCUAGCAAUGUGGCAGAAAGGCUGCAGGAAUAAGAAACGGACCCUGAAGCAGCUUCGCCUGGUAAAACACAAGAAACAGGAUGAGGCCCCUUGGCUGGACUCUUGCCCAGAUGGAGUUGAAAAACCAUAUAGUCUGGUCCAUCCUAUAAUGGUUCAGACCCGUCGCCCUGUUAUGCUUUCACCUGGAUGCUUAGCUCCUCUGCUCCUAAGGAACCUUCUGGACCUCCCUUCUUCAAAUCAGGAUUUCUGCUUCAUCCCAACAGAUAACCUUGAAAAACAAAGAGGAUUCUCUGCCUCUUCCAAGAAUGAUGUUAAUGCCGAGAGGCUCUCUCAGAGUCAGAGGGACCGUGGGAUGAUCCACAUGAUCCAAGAAGCUAUUAAAAAAAACCAACACUGUCUGCUGGAGCUGGAGGUCCAGCUGGUAAAGGACCUAAUUAAAAGUGAAAUAUACCCCAUCAUUAUCCAUGUUAAAGUCACUGAGAAGAAGAUCAAAGGAGUCAGGAGCCUAUUAGGGAAGCCAGGGCAGCGAGAUUCUGAGGUCCUGAAGAAAUGUCAAAGAGAUGAAUGGGUUCUCCAUACCUUACCUUGUUCAUGGGCCUGGGUAGAUCCUCACUCCUGGAGCAGUGCAGAGGAACUGGUAAAGGUGGUACGGGCCCACAUCUUCCAAGAACAAACCAGGAUAGUGUGGGUUGAGGAGAGUGAUGUGUGAUAGGUGAUGCUGAAGAAAAAGGCUGACACUUUGGGUUCACUGCAUGAAGAAGAAUGGCCUCUGCAGGACAGAGGCAUGGGCUCUAUGACUCACCAAUAUUGUCUUAUAUUUGCCAUUUACCCCAUAUAAUUGGACAUUUGGUGUAUCUGGCAUGUUCAUGAUCUGGGUCGUUUCUUUUUUUUUUUUUAAGCCACAAAAUUGUGGUUGUGGUGGGGAAUGAAUGAAUAAAUAAAUAAAUCUAAA